Molecule: messenger RNA, 273 nt
Organism: Triticum turgidum subsp. durum (durum wheat)
Lineage: Eukaryota; Viridiplantae; Streptophyta; Magnoliopsida; Poales; Poaceae
Source: the annotation of a GenBank genome assembly
AUGGCGGAGAGCGCGGUGGCGGCGGUGCUCUCCAAGUUCGGGGAGCUGGCGGCGAGCGAGGCCAAGAUACUGCUCGAGGUGGGCGACAACAUGAUGCUGCUGCGCGACCGUCUGGAGUGGCUGCAGGCCUUCAUCCGCGACGCCGACCGCAAGCGCCGGACCGGCACCGACGGGCUGACCCGCGUGUGGGUGCGCCAGACGCGUGACGUCGCCUUCGAGGCCGAGGAUGCGCUCGACGAAUUCUUCUACGAGGUUGGGACGGAGGUUUUCUAG